Molecule: messenger RNA, 1838 nt
Organism: Herpailurus yagouaroundi (jaguarundi)
Lineage: Eukaryota; Metazoa; Chordata; Mammalia; Carnivora; Felidae
Gene: ZNF296
Product: zinc finger protein 296
Exons: 3
Coding region: 316-1737 (473 amino acids)
Biological process (GO): regulation of transcription by RNA polymerase II; negative regulation of dendrite development
Cellular component (GO): nucleus
Molecular function (GO): RNA polymerase II cis-regulatory region sequence-specific DNA binding; DNA-binding transcription factor activity
Source: RefSeq, a predicted model, not a curated record
CCGGUCCUAAAGAGGCAUCAGGAAUGGGCGUUUGUGUGCACGGUCGUGUGACCUCGGCGUCGUUAAGGUUUGGUCGCUAAGAAAAUGCAGUGGGCUCGUCUUUGAUCGAGUUUGGCUGCCGCCCGGGCCCCUGCGGGGCCGCCCCGUCCUCGCCCGCCAGGUCCCGCCCCGGUGGGUGGAGCCACGGGCCGGGCCAGCACGUGUAAGAGUUCGCGGCGGGUCGCCGCAGUCACUCACCUGAGCGCCUCGGUCUGAGCGCGCACGGCCCGCGCGUCCUCCGCCCGCCCGCUCACCAGCCCGCCCGGCCCUCGACUCAUGUCCCGCCGCAAGGCCGGCUGCAUGCCCCGCCGAGUAGACCCCGCGCCCGCCGCCAACACAGACGACGAGAUGGAGAUGCCGGCCCUCGUCAUCGAAAUGAAGCCGGAGCCGGACGUGCGGCCCCUACAGGCCCCGGGGCUGGGGCCCUUCUCCCCGAAGGAAGUGCCCACGCCGAGGCGGUUCGAGGGCGAACCCCGCCGUUCCUCCGGCCCCGUGCCCGUCGGGAGCCCUCUCCACGCCCUCGGCGCGCGGAACCAGUGGGCACUGUGGACGCCGCUGAUCCUCAACCCUCGCGACCGCCAGCCCUGGACCGACAAACACCCAGAUCUGUUGACCUGCGGCCGCUGCCUGCAGACCUUUCCUUUGGAAGCCAUCACUGCUUUCAUGGACCACAAGAAGCUGGACUGUCAGCUUUUCAGAGGCCCCAGCCCCGGCCAGGGCUCAGAACGCCACGACCCCAAGGCCCUGGGCUGCUUCCGCUGCGGGAGACAGUUCUCAGGGGCCUGGAAACUGCUGCGCCAUGCCCAGUGGGACCACGGACUGUCCAUCUACCAGACGGAACCCGAGGCCCCGGAGGCCCCGCUGCUGGGCCUGGCAGAGGUGGCCGCUGCCGUGUCGGCAGUGGUGGAGCCGGAAGCGGAGGCCAAGGGCCCCCGGGUGAGCAUCCCCCCGCGGCGGAGCCCCACCUGCCCCGUGUGCGCGAAGACCCUCAGCUCCUUCAGCAAUCUCAAAGUGCACAUGCGCUCGCACACAGGCGAGCGGCCCUAUGCCUGUGACCAGUGUCCCUACACCUGUACCCAGAGUAGCAAGCUCAACCGCCACAAGAAGACCCACCGGCAGCCACGGCCUCAGAGCCCCUUCAAGGCCAGAGCCAGCCCAGAACAGGCCUCUGCCGCUGCCCCUCCUGAGCCAGCGGCCCACGCCGCAGCCCCGGCCAGCACCCUCCUGUGCGGCAGCGGCGAGAGCGCCGGAGCGGCCGCCACGGCGGGGGUCCAGGAACCCGGGGCUCCCAGUGGUGGGGCGCAGGUGGGCCCCGGCGGGGCCAGUUGGGAAGCUACCGCCAAGGAACAGAGAACUGAACCUGCGAAGGGCCCGACGUCCCCCAAGAAGCUGCCAAAGCCGGCGGUCAAGAGCCGCGGGCCCGGGGGCAGCUGUGAGUUCUGUGGAAAGCACUUCACCAACAGCAGCAACCUGACGGUGCACCGGCGCUCACACACGGGCGAGCGGCCCUACACCUGCGAGCUCUGUCCCUACGCCUGUGCCCAGAGCAGCAAGCUCAACCGCCACCGCCGCAUGCACGGCCUGGGGCCGGGCAGCACCCGCUUCGAAUGUCCCCACUGCUGUGUGCCCUUCGGCCUGCGUGCCACCCUGGACAAACACCUGCGGCAGAAGCACCCCGAGGUGGCCGGGGACGCCUGAGGCGCGGGAACGCCCUCUCUGCGGUCCCUGGUACCACCGUUACUGUGCUUGUCGACCUUGGCCUUGGCUCUGCUGCGAGUAAACCUCCCGCCUAGAACACA